AUGCCGUCUGCACGCGACAAGUUGGCGGAGCUGAGGGCCCUCCGUGCUGCCGGCAAGAAGCGUCUCUCAACCUACGAAAUCGAGGACCAAGGCGAUAUCUACGACGAGGUCGACGACGACGGCUAUAAAAAAGUUAUUCGCAGCCGCCUCGACCAGGACGACUUUGUUGUUGACGAUAAUGGUGCUGGAUAUGCCGACGACGGUCGAGAAGUCUGGAACGAGCGCACCGUGGAUUAUGACAGUGACGAAAGCGACGAAUUGCCUGCCCGUGGUAAGGCUGCCAAGAGGAAGCGCGAGGAGGAGAAGCAGCGAAAAGACAAGAUCAACAAUGGUAUCUCCAAGUACUUCAACAGUGGCAAUGCUGCUGCGUCAGCACCCAAGCCCAAGCCCGUUGCUACUGCCGAGGAUGACGCUUUCAUGAAGGACCUCCUCGGUGAAGUUGACACCAAUGUCGUUUCCAAUCACAUCCCCACCAGAAACCUUGUCAAAUCAGAGGCACGUCGCAAAGUGCGCGUCCUUUCCCCACCUUUGUCCGAAAGACGACGCCGAGAACUGGUCGACAAGAAGAGCGAGAACGAUAUUCCCAGCUCGCCAGUCAAGGACCAACCGCCACUACACUCCGAUGAUUUUGAUGAUGGCUCAUUUUCUCAGGUGGAUGACGACGACGUCGAUAUGGGCGAUCCAAUGCCCUCGUCCCCCAUCAGCAAGGCGGUAGAACGUAAGACUACAGCGUUCCCCGUCAAGAAAGAAGAAUCCGACGAUGACGAUAUUGAUAUGAUGGAUGUUGCGGAGGCUACGGUAUCUUCGAACAUCAAGGCUGCUAGUGUGAACAUGACGGGCAGUCGCCCGCCGCCGAAGCUCAAGAAGGAGAUCCUCCCUACACCUGCUAGCUCUUCUCCCGCAAAAGUUGCACCGGAGGUCAUGGAUGCUUCUUGGAAUGAUAUCCAGAGCAAAUUGAAUGUCCUCAGCAGCCCAGCCCCCGAGAUGCGAUCCUUUGGCAAACUGCGCGCUCAAGACGUGGUUGAGGAAGAUGGCAGCUUACGCAUGUUUUGGCUGGAUUACACUGAGGUCAACGGUAGUCUCUGCCUGUUCGGAAAAGUCAAGAACAAGCAGAAUGGCUCCUAUGCUAGUGCCUUUGUCAAGGUCGACAACAUCCUACGCAAACUCUAUUUCCUCCCCCGCGAAUACCGACACAAGCAAGGAAGAGAGACCGAGGAGGAAGUCGACAUGGAGGACGUCUAUGGAGAAGUUGACGGGCUCAUGUCACGGAUGCGAGUUGGCAUGCACAAAAUCAAACCCUGCACUCGCAAGUACGCAUUCGAGCUGCCAGGUGUUCCUAAGGACGCCGAAUAUCUCAAGCUGCUUUACCCGUACGAUAAACCUGCCUUGCCCAUGGAAACCAAGGGUGAGACUUACUCGCAUGUCUUUGGUACAAACACCUCUCUAUUUGAGCAGUUUGUGCUGUGGAAGAACAUCAUGGGCCCUUGCUGGCUCAGGAUUGACGAGGCCGAUUUCUCUGCGGUCAACAAUGCAUCCUGGUGCAAGUUUGAAUGCCAGGCCUCUAAGCCAGCCAUGAUUACCCCAGUUCCGGAAACGGAGAAUCUGGAUACUCCGCCAUUGACGCUCAUGAGUUUGUCGUUCCGCCAUCAACUCAAUGUGAAGGACAACAAGCAAGAAAUCCUCAUGGCCAGUGCGAGAGUUUAUGAGAACAUCUCUCUUACAGACACCACUCAUCCAGAAAAGCUUCCUUGCAAGACAUUCACCGUCAUGCGCCCUGCUGGUCCGUCCUACCCUAUCCACUUCGAGGCCGAAACCAAAAAGCAGCGGGGCACCUUCAUGCUAGAGAAGAGUGAGCAGUUCUUGCUAAGCAAGUUCCUGGCUCUCUUUGAGAAGAUGGACCCUGAUGUUAUCAUGGGUCACCAGUUACAAGAUGUCGACCUUGGUAUUCUUCUGAACCGGAUGCGGGAGAAGAAAACCCCUGGUUGGCACCGUAUUGGUCGGCUUCGACGUGGCGAGUGGCCCAAGCUGAACAGGGGAGGCGGCGGCUUCUUUAUCGAGAGACAGCUUAUCGCCGGUCGACUACUCUGUGAUGUUGGCAAUGACAUGGGCAAGUCCCUCAUGAUGAAGUGUCAAUCGUGGAGUCUGUCUGAAAUGUGUCAACUCUAUCUCGGCGAGGGUAACAACCGUCAGGAUCUGGACGUCGAAGCAGCUCUAAAGACCUGGGCGUCAACCAAGGAGGGUCUUCUGAACCUUGUCAAUCACUGCGAUACUGACACAUAUUUCAUCGCUGCCCUGGUGUUACGUCUGCAAAUGCUCUCGCUUACCAAGGUGCUGACGAACAUUGCCGGUAACUCGUGGGCACGAACGCUCAGCGGUACUCGUGCCGAACGUAACGAGUACAUUCUGCUCCACGAGUUCCACCGGAACAAGUACAUCUGCCCGGACAAAUACUCCUCUCGCUUGCAAAAGGCCGAGGAGAAAAUGCUGGAUGGAGACGACGACGACGCGGCCGACAAGAAAAAGAAGGACAAGUACAAGGGUGGUCUCGUCUUCGAACCCGAAAAGGGUCUCUAUGAUAGAUUCAUCCUUGUCAUGGACUUCAACAGUCUGUAUCCUAGUAUCAUCCAGGAGUACAACAUCUGCUUCACGACUGUCGACCGGCAUGCGACUUCUGAAAACGAGAAUGAAGAGAAAGUUCCUGAGGUUCCGUCUUCCGAUCAGGAGCAGGGAAUUUUGCCUCGACUCAUCGCAACCUUGGUCGGUCGUCGACGUGAGGUGAAGAAGCUUAUGAAGGACAAGCGUGCUACACCCGAGCAACUUGCUCUGUGGGAUACCAAACAGCUUGCGUUCAAGCUCACAGCCAACUCCAUGUACGGGUGCUUGGGAUACACGCAAAGUCGUUUCUACGCCCGUCCACUUGCCAUGCUCACCACAUUCAAGGGACGUGAGAUUCUGCGGAGCACCAAGGAACUCGCUGAGAGCAAGCAACUGCGUGUCAUCUAUGGUGAUACUGAUUCCGUCAUGAUCAACACCAACAUGGACACCAUCAGCGAUGCCCUCAAGGUCGGCGAGGAUUUCAAGAGAUCUGUCAACGAGCGAUACCGCCUGCUUGAAAUUGAUAUCGAUAAUGUCUUCCGCCGACUUCUGUUGCAUGCCAAGAAGAAGUACGCUGCUGUCAACCUGACAGAGGUCGAUGGCAAGUACAUUGAGAAGUUAGAGGUCAAGGGUCUCGACAUGAAGCGACGUGAAUACUGUGCUCUUUCAAAGGAGGUAUCGCAAAGGCUUCUGAACGAGAUUCUCUCCGGUGAGGAUCAAGAAGUUGUUCUCAACAAGGUUCAUGACUAUUUGCGUGAGCUUGCGGAGAAGAUGAAGGAGUUUGCUGUUCCCGUUCAGAAAUACGUUAUCUAUACGAAGCUGUCGAAGAGCCCCGACCAAUAUCCCAACAAAGAGACCAUGCCUCCAGCACAGGUUGCCCUCCGCGAUAUUGCCCGCGGCAAGACUGUGCGACCGAACGACGUCAUUUCAUACAUCGUUACGAGCGGAGAUGCGGAAACAUCCUCCCUGCCACCAGCCAAGCGAUCGUACAGCCCACAAGACGUUCUCAAACCUAAUUCCGGACUCAAGCCCGAUGUCGAGUUCUACCUGCUCAAGCAGAUUUUCCCUCCCAUCGAACGUCUUUGUGCUCCCAUUCCCGGUACGGAUGCCGUCCGCUUGGCCGAAUGCCUUGGUCUGGAUGCUCGCAAGUAUCAGAUCAACACAUCCAGCUCGAGCAAACAGCAGGACACCGAAAUCUUCCCGCUGGAGUCGCAGAUUCCGGACUCUGUUCGCUUUGCCAACGCUGUGCGGUUAACUCUUAAAUGUCGAUCCUGCAAGGAGCAGUCGGUCUUCGAAGGUCUCGCCGACUCUCCUCAGAUGUGCUCCGCGAACGGCAUCAUUUGCUCUAAUGAGAGCUGUCAAAAGCCAUUCGCAGUUUUGACUAUCAUCGCACAGCUGGAGAAUCAGAUUCGUGAACAGACCGCUCGAUACUACGAGGGCUGGCUUGUAUGUGAUGAUUCGGCAUGCGGCAACCGUACACGCCAGAUCAGUGUAUAUGGCCACCGGUGCCUUGGUCCUCGUGGCCGCGCCGAGGGUUGUCUGGGUCGUAUGUCUUAUGAGUAUAGCGAACAGCAGAUGUACAACCAGCUUCUAUACUUUGCUGGUCUCUGGGAUGUGGACAAGGCCAAGGCUGCCGCUGCCAAGGAGAGUGGAGAGAAGAAGGAUAGCCUCGCGGCUCUUGCGGAGUUCAACCGCAUCCGCUUUGGCACGAUCAAGACCGUGGUAGAUGGCUACCUGAAGAAGUGUGGUCGCCAGUGGGUUGAGAUGGAUACGCUUUUCCGCUUCAUGAUACAACAAUAG
Molecule: messenger RNA, 4395 nt
Organism: Penicillium daleae
Lineage: Eukaryota; Fungi; Ascomycota; Eurotiomycetes; Eurotiales; Aspergillaceae
Product: DNA-directed DNA polymerase alpha catalytic subunit POL1
Exons: 3
Coding region: 1-4395 (1464 amino acids)
Biological process (GO): lagging strand elongation; mitotic DNA replication initiation; DNA replication
Cellular component (GO): alpha DNA polymerase:primase complex
Molecular function (GO): pyrimidine nucleotide binding; DNA-directed DNA polymerase activity; single-stranded DNA binding
Source: RefSeq, a predicted model, not a curated record